Molecule: messenger RNA, 2161 nt
Organism: Danaus plexippus (monarch butterfly)
Lineage: Eukaryota; Metazoa; Arthropoda; Insecta; Lepidoptera; Nymphalidae
Product: zinc finger protein 300-like
Exons: 2
Coding region: 53-1294 (413 amino acids)
Biological process (GO): regulation of transcription by RNA polymerase II
Cellular component (GO): nucleus
Molecular function (GO): RNA polymerase II transcription regulatory region sequence-specific DNA binding; zinc ion binding; DNA-binding transcription factor activity, RNA polymerase II-specific
Source: RefSeq, a predicted model, not a curated record
UAAAUGUCAGAGUGACAGAGUUAAAACCGCAAAGUAUUAAAUAUUAUUGUUGAUGGUAAUUAAAAUGGAGACCUACGAUAAAAUUUACAAAUCAAUUUGUCGUUUGUGUUUAAACUAUAGCGUCAGUGAAAAAAUGGUGCCUUUAAUUGAUAGUAAGAAUGAAGACGGUCUCAGCGUAUACGGAAAAGCGGUCCUUAGGUUCGCUAAAAUAUCCAUUGACAAGCAAGAUUGUUUACCGAUUGCUAUGUGUAUAAAAUGCUUGCAAUUACUUAAACAAGCGAUAUUUUUUAAAUUCAUGUGUGAAUCGAAUAACUCCUGCCUUAAUAAAUUAAUAUCCACUGACGAUUAUAAACAAAAGAUAGUUGAGUACACAAUGUUAAGGUUUUAUUUCCCAAAUGAAAAUUUAAAUACUAAAAAGCGUGUGCGUAAAAAAGAACAACAACUAAAAAAACCAUCGGAAAAGACGAGAAAUGAAGUGACUCUUACUAGUGGAAAAAACAAUAAUGAUUUGAAAUCUGUACAAGACCGCCUCCAUAGUGUGCAAAUUGAAAGUGAUUGUGAAGAAAAUGUGUUAGAAAAAAUGGAAAAUCUAAUAGACUCUAAUGUGUGUGAUACUAUAGAGUUACGGAAACCAUUAAAGAGGAAAUUGAGAAGGAAAAAAUUGGAAAACAAGAGACGAAGAAUGCUUCUUAUACAACAGAGAAUAUCGCAGAAAAAUACACAAGUUGGAAAUUUAGUUUGUGGUAUAUGUAAUAAAGUAUUAGCAAACCAACACACAUACGACCAUCAUAUGCAACGUCACAACGGAUGUAGGUAUAUUUGCGAGCAUUGCGGCAAAGGAUUCCCAGUGAAGACUGAACUCCAAAUUCACCAAGUUUCUAAGCACGGGACCGGUCCAUAUUUACAAUGUUCGCAUUGUCCUUUCAAAGCCCCCAGGAAAUUCGAUUUAAUAGAACACGAAAGAAUCCAUUCAGGCGAACGGCCCUAUACUUGCGAGAAGUGCGGAUUAACAUUCCGCAGGCGUGGUAUAUGGAAGAAACACCUAAUAUAUCACACGGAAAAGAAAAUACAAUGUCCACGGUGUCCCAAAAAGUUUUUCCAGCGCAGCGAAAUGUUGGCCCAUGCUAAUAACGUACACGAUAGAGUUUACGUAUAUUUAUGCAGCAAGUGUGGUGCGACGUACGCCAAAACUGCUACAGUUAGGCGACAUAUGACCGAAAGGCAUGGUAUUCCGCGUGAGAUGCAAGGUAAAGUUGUGAGAAUUAAUAAGGCUGCUGGUCUUCAGGAACAAUAAACAAAAAUAGUGAUCAUAAAAUGUAUACAAAAAUCAUAAUGUAUACAUCGUAAGAACUGACCAUAUAUAACACUUACGCCCAAAAAAAGUAUUUAGUAACUGAUGUGAAUAUUUUUUUUACAUCUUUUUGUACGUUAGACUUUUUUUGCUCAUUUUCUUUCAAUUAUUAUCCCCUUAAACAUACAGACAAAAAUUUCAUGGUACUUUUUGCUAUAGUUUCGUUUUUAACUGGGCUAUUUUUAUUAAGAGAUUAACUCGAGGGCUGUCAAAUCUUAAAAUUCCUAUUACAACAUCGUCUCCGAAAUCUGAAUUUGCAAUAAUUUCGUGCUAUUUUAAAAUAUGAAACAAAUUUAGGAAUUUUCACCAGAGUUAUUCAAAGUUAAAAAUUACAACACACUUUUAGAUUUCGUGGGAACUUCCUCAUUGCGGACAAGUACUAUAUUUAUCCUAGUGGUCUCAAAACAAAAAGUAUCUGAUAAAAGUAUAAAUGGGUACUUGUUUUGUAUUUAAAACGAAAUUAUGAUGUCCGAACGAAUAAAUUUCUAAAUAUUUAGUCCAAAUAUAUAUUUGUCGUGCUUGUGUCAAUAAUGUGAUGAAGAAAAGCUGAAAAAAAUUGAGAUUUUGUUAUCAUUUCGAAUUUUGUAAAGAAUUUGUUUCAAUUUGUAAAAAUCAGCAAAUAAACAAAUCAAAUUUGUAAAAUACAAUGAAACGGGUCGUGAAGUCCUUCAAGGUUUGAAAAAAAAAACCCUAAGUUUGUAGAAAUAACGUAAAAAGUGCUUUCGCUUGACACAAUUCUGAUUCAAGCAUCGUAAUGUUAUGGGCCUCGUAGUUUAUUCUUAUCUUAAAAUAAAACUAUUACUGAAAUUA